GUGAGAGGCAGUGGGGUCAGCCCAGAGCUGGACAGGAGCUCUUUUAUUAAAACGUUAACAUUUACGAACCGUUUGUUUCUGAUUUCAUAAGAUUGUCGGUAAACGCGCUUCCGUCUCGUUCACGGUGUAACGUAUAUUUUCUGUCGGCAUGAAUCUCGGGGACGGCCUGCUGUUUGAGCUUGAAAAUGGAAAACCGAAGUUGAUUUUACUCAGUCAUGGUGUUGAGAAGAAUCCAGCAAAGCAGCUGUCCUGCAGGCCCAGAGCGGCUAACAUCCUGAGCUCCAGGCAGCCGUCCUGUGUGGAGGGGGUGCAGGGAGAGGAGCGUCCAGCCCGGCAGCUGGCAGGGAGGCACAGAGAAACCAAGAGCAAGGCAGGAGGAGCAGCCGUUUCCUCCACCUCUAACGCCACCACCACCGCUGGGGGGAGGAGCUCCACUCUGACAUCAUCUAAGACACAUGAGAAUCACAAAGGGGGCAGCGUCAAAGUUGUAGCAAAGGUGAAGUCAGACAGACACAAACACAGCACUACUGUUGGCUCCUUGAGAGCCAAUGGGAAAACAGGACAGCUUCAGAACAGAGAGGCACGAGCCAGUGGAAAAGUGGGACUAAAAGACACAGUGGCCAGUGGGGACACGGGACUGAAGGACGGCAUGGUGUGUCUGACCAGUGAGCAGCUACAGAAGCUCCUGAGCACAGUCCACACCUCCAGCAAUGGCCCACACCCACCAGAGGACCCCAGGACCCGGGGUGCUGGUAGUGAUGGAAAUCAAGCCGACUCAAAAUCUGGCUCCUCAAUGAAUAAAGGAGGAGGAGGAGGCGAGGGCGAAGGAGGAGGUGGAGAGAUGAAAGAGGAAGACAGAGGGGGAGGAGGAGCUGAAACAACUGAAAGAUCACAGGAUAAAGAUAAAAGGUUGUCUGGAUGUCCGUUCAGCUGGCUGGAGGAGCGACAGUCAGACAGCAGAGCAGCCAUCGACGCCAAGAAGGCUCAGUGGAGGAGAGAACUAGAUGAGCAAGUGGCACUGAAGCAGCAGCAGCAGCAGCGUUCAGCUCCUGGCAGACUCCAGGCUGAGGAAGACACAGAGAGUUUGUUCUCAGUGCAGAGCUCCGUCAGCCACAGAGAUCAGCCUGCAGCCAUCAGAUCCAGGCUCAGACUCGGGGAGGUCACCCCGACGGAGGAGAUGCUGAGUGUUGAGAGGAAAGAGGAGCAGAGGAGACGCUGGCUGGAGGAGCUGGACCGACAGAGAGAGGAGACGACUGAGCGCAGGAGAAGAGAGAAACUGCUGCAGAGCCAGACGGAGGACCACGAGCUCUGGGCCACACACUUUGACUCUCUGCAGAGACGGCCUCCAGUACUGACUGCAGCUCCAUCAGCUCCACCUCCAGCCCUGUCCAACAGCUCCGAGCGAGGAGAGUGGGAGCCAAUGUCCAGUUUGUCCCUGGUCUGGGAGGCUACCAGCAGCUGUGGAGCAGAAAGUGUCGGGGGAGCCAGCAUAGAUACAACCAGCGGGUACCCAACUAGAGCCAACUAUCUGAGGACCAUGACCGCCCUGCUGGACCCCGCCCAGAUAGAAGAGAGGGAGAGGAGGAGGCUCAAACAGCUGGAGCAGCAGCGAGCGAUCGAGGCCCAGAUGGAGGAACGGCGGCAGCAGAGGGAGCGAGAAGAGGCGAGAAGGAGAGAGGAGGAGGAGGAGGAAGAGAGGAGGGUGGCGCUGGAGAGGGAGAUGCUUGAGAGACAGUACGAGCUGGACACACUGAGGGAGAGGCAGAAGUUGAGCCGUCAAGCAGAGGAUUCAAAGAAAGACCGCGAUGACGGGAAACAUCAGGAGAUACUGGAGCCCAGCGCAGUUACCAAACGGAGUGAGUGUUCAGUGGAGGAGGAGGUCAGCAGCUCAGCCUCCUCAUACAGAGACACGGCUGUACAGACAGAAGCAGCUCCAUCUCUCCCACUCAGAGUUCAGACUCCUGACGUCUCUGCACAGUACCAGCCGCCUCCUUCUCUGUCUGCUGGACCUCCAAACGGCAGGAACCGAGCGGUGAGAACAGGCAAGGAGAACAUCUGUCUGCCAGGAGUAGGAAGUGGUGGAGGAGGAGACCCGUAUGAAGCGUUUGCCAGGACAGAUCGGAGCAGGAGAGACAAGAGGAGGCCGGAGUGGAACACACAGAGGCCCAACCGUCGGUUCGUCCCAGCCUCGGAGCGUUACCCGGCUGCUCUGCAAAAGAACAGACAGGAGAGUCGACAAAAGAGGCAGGCUGAGCUCCUUGCUCUGCAGGAGAAGACUCAUCUCUCUAGGGCUGACCCUCCUCCUCCUCUUCAGCAACAGGAAUCUCGUCUGUGCUCCAACCCCACACAGACCAGGCCCAGUCCCACCAAAAGGGUGGAGAGUGUUUCCAGAGGACACAGUGUCUCUGCAGCCAUCAGCACUGACAGGGGGCGCUCUCCUCCCGUCCCUGCUGUCAGACACAGACUUCAGGGUCAGCAGGCACCACCCUCUUCCACCCCUUCACCUCCACCUGCGGAGUUUGUUCCUUAUGUUCGUACUGAUGAAGUCUUCAACCUGGACCCACUGGAGCCUGCCGACACCCCACCCCCACCACGCACACACACAGCUCCUCCAGCGUCUCCUCCUGCUCCCUCACAUCGACUCCUCCAACCUGAACUGCUUCAUAACACACAAACACACCGACAGCAGGAGAUCCUGAGAGGCCUGGCACAGCUACGGCAGGGUUUAUUACAGAAGCAGAGGGAGUUGGAGACGGAUCUGAAUCCUCUACUCAAGCGCCAUGACAACGAGCUCCGGGCACCCUCUGCAACGCACCGCAUGUGACCUUUGACCCCUGCUCUCUCUGUAUGCUGACUGGAGACUGGAUGUUCAAUGUGCCACGACGUGGAGGAUCAUCAUGGUUCACAUUUCACUUGAAUAUCAGACUGCAGCAGAUUUGGAGUUUUUAAAGAAUAGCGGAUCAUAUCAGAGUGAACUUCACCUGUCCUGGAUGUAACUAGCAUCAGGGAGCAGAAGUACUUGUUUUAUUUUCCUGUCAGCAGCUCAGUAAGUCCAACGACACAAGACUACUUCCUAAAUCUUACAAAGUACUUUGCAAUAGAUAGUCAGUGUCUAGUCAUAGUUAGAGGAUGUGGUGGGAAAGCUCAAUUUUUAAACUCACAUAAGAGACACUAUUACAUUUACUAAAGAUAUGAUUAAUUAAACUUACAAUAACAGCAGUAUACUACAGCAUUACUGGUUAUUUAAAUGGAGUCCUGUAGGUUAGACGACGUGAUUUUGGGGCUGUUUCUGGUUAAACAAAAAUGAUCUUUCGCUUUAACAAAAAGGUCUAUCUUUGAAGGAGUCCUUUCAGUAAUCUUUUCAGACACUCAUAACAACACUAACUUAUGAUAACUAUCAGUGGCAAUAAAAACUACGAUUUGGGAGAUUUAAAUUGACGGUGAAACUCUGCCUCAAGUGUUAACAUUGCAAAUGUUCCCAUUAGUGAGUUAGAAACAAAAACAUGGGAACAUAAGGUCCAAGUUGAAAAAUACCCUUUAAAGUAAUAGUUCAGUUUCUUUGAAGUGGAGCUGUAUAAGAUACUUAUCCAUAAAAGGUAUUUUACCUUUUAUUUUAGAUGUCAGUCAGAACGCCCCCAGUUUGGAGAAGCAGGCUGGGGUCCGACACAGAACCUCAGCAGUGGACUGCUGUCAGAGGGGGUCAGCAAUAAUGUAUAUUUUAGCCACUUAAAAAAGUCCCACCAAAACACAGUCAGUAUCAGUUUAAGUGUACGCUAUAUUGAGAGUAUUUUAACUGAUUCACCUUUCAGUCAGACAGCUCUUUUCCGGGAGAGUUAACAAUUUCAGUUCCCCAUCUAUACCCUCAUCAAAGGCACCAGACUCCUGACAAAACAGUAAUUUUAGCACGCUUAACACAGUGGCGUUUAAAAGGGUUAGUUUGAGUCACCAAAGUCACACAGUAACACUAACUGACUGAUCAAAGCAGCAGUUGAUCAGCAGCUCCUGUGUUCACAGAGGUAAAAUCACUGCUUUUCUCAAUGAAGAGAAUGAUAUAACAGCUUCAUUUUCCUGUCUGGCACUCCAAAAUGGGGAAGCAGACAGGAGUCCGACAUCUACUGGGGGACAUCUACUGUAGGUAAUAUACUAGCUAUGGAUAAGUAUCUCACACAACUCCACUUCAAAAAACUAAACUAUCCCAUUAACUCUGGAUUAAGUUUAUUUGACAUUCAGAGAGCCACACAGCAACUCGUGGUAGCUCUGUUUUCCCCCUCAGUGUAAAAGGAUGUGACGCUUUGUGGGUGAAUACCUACUGUAUCUGUUCUGGCAUUUUCACUAUUGAAAACACAUGGCUCUGUGUGCAUCUUCAGACUGAGCAUAAAGAGGGUUAUUUGUGCAAAUCUUUAUUUACCACAAACAACCAAUGUUCCAUCAAUACAGACAUUAGCUGUAGAAGAGUUGCAGCAAUACAGUGGGACAAUGUUAACUCUGUAAUGUUAUGGACAAAUUCAUUUGAACCAAUCUUAUGUUGGUUUCAAUGUAUUUGAACUUGAUUAUUAUUAAUUUUUUAAAGAGACAGGCUUACAGGAGGUGAUCCAUUCGAGCCGGUGUGCAUGAACAGUGGACAUGGGUUUUUUAAUGUACUCCAGCCUUUAAUGUGACAGGCAGCUAAACAGUAAAGACUGUGUCGUACUAACAGUAACUAACACUUGUCUUCAGUCUGAACCUGAUUUUAAAAUCAAGAACAUUUCUGACUUUAUUUUUGAACACUUAAAAAACUGAAAUGUGAGUUGCAGGUUCGACUGACGGAGCUUUUAACUUUUUAGCUUUUAGCUUUUAACACCUCAGUGUUUAUUUAAAUCUGCUCCUUCAGUUCUACCUCACAUCAAGACAUGUUCUCACUAAAUGAGUUUAUGUGGGUGAUUUAACAUUUUAUGUAAAGAUUGUAUUUUAAAAUUCAGUUUUUAAAUGCACUUUUCAUAAUGACACUGUACCUAACAGGUAUUGAGUUUUACCUUUUUUUAUUUCUUCUUCUUCUGGGCACCUCGUCCUUUUCUUUGGAGUAAUCGUUCCUGCAGAGGAGCACAGCACUUAUUUAAAUCAUGAAUGAAAGAUGUAUUUUGUUUCUUCAGCUUCCUGCUGGCAGAGGAGUUUUGUUUUUGAUUCUGUGUUGUGUAAUUUUUCUGGUUAUAUUGUAUUGUGUUUUUUAUUUAUUGCAAAUAAAGAAUGUAAAGUGUUCUGAGA
This is a messenger RNA of Epinephelus lanceolatus (giant grouper), 5241 nucleotides long. It is a transcript of the gene ccdc66, whose product is annotated as coiled-coil domain containing 66. Gene Ontology annotation, cellular component: cilium; microtubule. The record is from RefSeq and is a predicted model, not a curated record. Lineage: Eukaryota; Metazoa; Chordata; Actinopteri; Perciformes; Serranidae. Gene Ontology annotation, biological process: cilium assembly. Gene Ontology annotation, molecular function: microtubule binding.